Molecule: messenger RNA, 9915 nt
Organism: Danio aesculapii
Lineage: Eukaryota; Metazoa; Chordata; Actinopteri; Cypriniformes; Danionidae
Product: peroxidasin homolog
Exons: 23
Coding region: 93-4499 (1468 amino acids)
Biological process (GO): response to oxidative stress
Molecular function (GO): heme binding; peroxidase activity; protein binding
Source: RefSeq, a predicted model, not a curated record
UUGGUCUUUUAUGCCGUCUAGUACACGGGCUGUAACACUGCCCUACUUCCCACUGGACUGCUGCUGGAUUCCUGCGCACUGCUCUUUCGGUCAUGGCGCUGCGGACUGUCCGAAACUUACCCUGCUUUUUAAGUGUACUCGGCGUGUUUCUCCUCAGCAGUGGCCCGUACCCGGUGUCCUCAUGUCCGAGCCGCUGUUUAUGUUUCCGUACCACUGUCAGAUGUAUGCAUUUAAACCUGGAAUCAGUGCCCGCAGUUCUUCCUCAGACCACAAUCCUAGACCUGAGAUUCAACAAAAUCAAGGAUUUACAGCCAGGCUCCUUCAGGCGAUUAAAAAACCUCAACACCCUCCUUUUAAAUAACAACCACAUCAGAAGAAUCCCAAGAGGAGCCUUCGAAGAUUUGGAAAACCUCAAAUAUCUAUAUUUGUACAAGAAUGAAAUCCAGGCCAUUGACCGGGAAGCGUUUAAGGGUCUCGUCUCUCUCGAGCAACUAUACCUGCACUUCAAUAACAUUGAGUCCCUGGAGCCUGAGUCUUUCUCUCAUCUACCCAAGCUGGAGCGCCUGUUUCUGCACAACAACAGGAUCAGCCAUCUUGCUUUAGGGACCUUCUCACACCUGCAGUCCAUGAAGAGACUGCGUCUGGACUCUAACGCUCUGCACUGUGACUGUGAGCUGCUGUGGUUGGCUGAUCUGCUGAAGCAGUACGCAGAGUCAGGGAACGCUCAAGCCGCCGCCACAUGUGACUAUCCCAACCGCCUGCAGGGACGAUCCGUCGCCACACUCACUGCGCACGAGCUAAACUGUGAAGUGCCCCGGAUCACCUCUGAGCCGCAGGAUGUAGACGUGACCUCAGGGAACACGGUGUACUUCACAUGCCGAGCGGAGGGAAACCCCAAACCACAGAUCAUCUGGCUGAGGAACAACAAUGCUCUGAACAUGAGAGACGACACACGGCUCAAUCUUCUGGAAGACGGGACACUGAUGAUCCAGGACACACGAGAGACAGACCAGGGCAUCUAUCAGUGCAUGGCCAAAAACGUGGCCGGAGAAGUGAAGACCUCAGAGGUCACCUUACGCUACUUCAGGUCACCAUCUCGACCCAGUUUUGUGAUCCAGCCGCAGAACACAGAGGUUCUGGUGGGCGAGAGCGUGACUCUGGAGUGCAGCGCCACUGGUCAGCCACAGCCGCGUGUCACCUGGACACGAGGAGACCAGUCUGCGCUGCCUGUAGACCCGCGCAUCAACAUCACGCCGUCAGGAGGACUCUUCAUCCAAAACAUCCACCAGGCGGACGGAGGACAGUACACCUGCUUCGCCAGCAACAACGUGGACACCAUCCACGCCAACGCUUACAUCAUAGUGCAGGCGCGUCCUCAGUUCACCGUGACUCCUCAGGAUCAGUCGGUUUUGGAGGGUCAAACAGUGGAUUUUCCCUGCGAGGCAAGCGGUUUUCCUCAGCCAGUCAUCGCCUGGACACGUGGAGGUAGUCCUUUGCCCAAUGACAGACGGCAUGUGGUGCUGUCGACGGGCAGCCUGCGGAUCAGCCGCGUGGCUCUUCACGACCAGGGCCAGUACGAGUGCCAGGCGGUCAGUCCUGUGGGCACUUCCAGAGCCGCUGUCCACCUCAACAUCCUGCAGAGCGUAACGCCUGUUUUCACGAGCGCUCCAAGGGAUUUGACGGUGGAGUCUGGAUCAGAUGUCCAGAUUCCGUGCAGCGCUCAGGGUGAGCCCACACCUAUCAUCACAUGGAGCAAGGAUGGAGUCCAGAUUACAGAGAGUGGGAAGUUCCACAUUAAUCCAGAUGGCUAUCUGGAAGUGCAUGACGUGGGUCUGGCCGAUGGGGGCCGAUACGAGUGUGUAGCCCGCAACUCCAUUGGAUAUUCCUCAUCUAGUAUGGUGCUAACAGUGCAAGUCCCGCAGGUGAGCCGUGAGGGUGAUCCGUUCGUCUCCACGUCACUUGAAGAGGCCAUCCGGAGCAUAAACAGCGCUAUAGACUCCACCCGGAGGCAGCUUUUUGACGGGUCUCCUCGUACCCCCGCCGAGCUCCUAGCUCUGUUUCGAUACCCGCGGGACCCCUACACAGUGGAGCAGGCCCGAGCUGGAGAGAUCUUUGAGCAGACCCUUCUUCUCAUCCAGAGGCACGUCAACCAGGGGCUCAUGGUGGACACCAACGGGACAGCCUACCGCUACAAUGACUUGGUGUCUCCGCGUUUCCUGGAUAUGAUCGCUAACCUGUCUGGCUGCACAGCCCAUCGGCGCAUCAACAAUUGCUCGGAUAUCUGCUUCCACCAGAAGUAUCGCACACAUGACGGCACGUGUAACAACCUGCAGCACCCCAUGUGGGGAGCGUCUCUCACUCCCUUUGAGCGCUUGCUAAAGCCCGUCUACGACAAUGGCUUUAAUCUCCCACGCGGCACCACUGAGCGAUGGCACAACGGCUACCCGCUGCCACUUCCACGGCUGGUCUCCACCACCAUGAUCGGCACAGAGACCAUUACACCAGACGACCGAUACACUCACAUGCUAAUGCAGUGGGGGCAGUUCUUAGACCAUGAUCUAGACUCAACCGUUGUAUCCCUAAGCCAAUCCCGUUUCUCCGACGGACAGCUGUGCACCUCAGUGUGCACCAAUGACCCUCCUUGUUUUCCCAUAAUGUUCCCACCCAACGACCCACGGCAGCGGCGCAAUGGGGCACGCUGCAUGUUCUUUGUGCGCUCCAGUCCCGUUUGCGGCAGCGGAAUGACUUCUUUACUUAUGAACUCAGUGUACCCGCGUGAGCAGAUGAACCAGCUUACUUCCUACAUCGAUGCAUCUAAUGUUUACGGCAGCUCGCAACACGAGGCUGAAGAGAUCCGUGAUUUAGCCAGCCAUAGAGGCAUGUUGCGGCAGGGGAUUGUUCAACGAACUGGAAAACCUCUGCUCCCGUUUGCCACCGGGCCACCAACAGAGUGCAUGCGGGAUGAAAACGAGAGUCCCAUUCCUUGCUUUCUAGCCGGUGACCAUCGUGCUAAUGAGCAGCUCGGGUUGACGGCGAUGCAUACGGUGUGGUUGCGUGAACAUAACCGCAUCGCAAGCGAGCUGCUUCGUCUUAACCCACAUUGGGAUGGCGACACCAUUUACCAUGAGGCGCGAAAGAUUGUCGGAGCCCAGAUGCAGCAUAUAACCUACAGCCAAUGGCUGCCUAAAAUCCUGGGCGAGGCUGGCAUGAGGAUAAUGGGGGACUAUGAUGGAUAUAAUCCCAAUAUAAAUGCUGGCAUCCUCAACGCUUUCGCUACUGCGGCCUUCCGUUUUGGCCAUACGCUCAUUAACCCAAUUCUGUAUCGACUUGACGAAAACUUUCAGCCCAUCCAGCAAGGGCACAUCUCACUACACAAGGCUUUUUUCUCGCCCUUCCGUAUUGUAAACGAAGGAGGCAUCGAUCCAUUGCUUCGUGGUUUGUUUGGAGUGGCAGGGAAAAUGCGAAUGUCAACUCAACUGCUGAACACCGAACUAACCGAACGGCUUUUUUCAAUGGCACACGCGGUGGCGCUUGACCUAGCGGCGAUGAAUAUCCAAAGGGGCCGUGACCACGGUAUACCAUCCUAUAAUGACUACAGGGUGUUCUGCAACCUCACGUCUGCACAGAACUUUGAGGAUCUGAAGAAUGAGAUCCAGAACCCCAGUGUGCGGGAGAAGCUUCAAAGGCUUUAUGGCACACCUCUGAAUGUGGAUUUGUUUCCUGCACUGAUGGCGGAAGAGCUGGUGCCUGGCAGCAGACUGGGACCAACUCUAAUGUGUUUACUGGCAACACAGUUCAAGCGCCUAAGAGAUGGAGACCGAUUUUGGUAUGAGAACCCAGGCUCCUUCAGUCCUGCACAGUUGACCCAGCUGAAGCAGACAUCACUAUCCAGAGUGCUGUGUGAUAAUGGAGACAACAUCACCCGCAUCCAAUCAGAUGCUUUCAGCGUGGCCGACCUCCCACAUGGUUAUGGAAACUGUGCCGAUUUACCAAAGAUGGACCUCCGCAUGUGGCAGGACUGCUGUGAAGAUUGCCGCACUAAAGGUCAGUUCAACGCCCUGUCGUUUCACUUCAGAGGUCGGAGGUCAGCAGAGCACAGCUAUGCAGAAGAGAAAAAACCUGCCAACAACCUCACAGAAAACAGCAGCACUUUGGAAGAUGCUGCAGUAAAUAUAACUGUGUUGCCAAAGUCAAGCACUGAACCUUCCGCUAAAGAUUUCCAGGACUUUGUUACGGACAUGCAGAAAACCAUCACAAGUUUACGGAAACAGAUUAAAAGACUUGAAGGGCGUGUGAGCCGGACAGACUGUGCAGAUGAGGACGGGAGAGAGCGGGCAGCUGGAGAAAGCUGGAAGAAAAACCCCUGCACUGUGUGUCAGUGUAAAUCGGCGCAGGUGACGUGUUUCGUGGAGAGGUGUGCGCCGGUGGUGUGUGAGACGCCCGUGAUGCCCAGUGGCUCGUGUUGCCCCGUCUGCCUCAACCAGCCCACAGCAGCAUGAACAAAACCCUCAGGACUCCAGACCUAACACAUCUGCGUUUCUUACACACUUCUGUUUCAGGGUUUUCUGUUGUUUGUCAUGUAUUGGUAUUUCCAUUCGCAUAUCCUCAGAUGUCAGUGACAAAGAACCAAAAACACACUGUCCUCAAAAGUGAUGAAUGCGGGACCCUGUUUUUUCCUCCUCAGGCCUUUUAACCAGGAGAUUAUUACCCAAGUGCUCAUUUACAAGACCAGCGAUGAGGGGCGACUGCAGUCCUGAGGGACGUUUUCCUGCAACACACAGCGCAAUAACCAAACCAAAGCCUUCAGCGAUACUUGAAACCUUCAGGCAGGUGCAUUCGGAAAAAGAAUUGAAGAUUUGGUUUACAUGUAAACUUCCAUCCAUUUGGGUUACUUUGAUUUAGUUUUCUUUUACCAUUUUCAUCCUUUUAGCUGAAUCACUUAUGUUCUUUAUAGCUCAGUGAACGAUUAUGCAGAUUUGCAUUUAAUUUUCAUUCAGUAACAAGCGCAAACCUAACAGAAACUAACAUAUUAAUCGUUCACAAGACUGCACCAAACAGUCAAAAACAGCAGCGUGACAUUUUAGUUUUUGUUCAUGGAUUUAAAAAUCACAGUAAGACAUUUUUUUAACCAUUUUCAUCCAUUUAGCUGAAUCGCUUAAUUCGCCAAACAGUCAAAAACACAAAGCUGACAGAAACUAAAACAGCUGAUGGAGUAUACACUAACCUGUGCAUUAUUCAGACACAAGAUGGUGCCAAACAGUCAAAAUCUCAAAGCUGACAGAAACGAAACCAGCUGAUGGAGUAUACACUAACCUGUGCAUUAUUCAGACACAAGAUAGCGCCAAACAGUCAAAAUCUCAAAGCUGACAGAAACGAAACCAGCUGAUGGAGUAUACACUAACCUGUGCAUUAUUCAGACACAAGAUAGCGCCAAACAGUCAAAAUCUCAAAGCUGACAGAAACGAAACCAGCUGAUGGAGUAUACACUAACCUGCGCAUUAUUCAGACACAAGAUGGCGCCAAACAGUCAAAAACACAAAGCUGACAGAAACAGCUGAUGGAGUAUACACUAACAUGCACAUUAUUCAGACACAAGAUGGCGCCAAACAGUCAAAAUCUCAAAGCUGACAGAAACGAAACCAGCUGAUGGAGUAUACACUAACCUGCGCAUUAUUCAGACACAAGAUGGCGCCAAACAGUCAAAAACACAAAGCUGACAGAAACAGCUGAUGGAGUAUACACUAACAUGCACAUUAUUCAGACACAAGAUGGCGCCAAACAGUCAAAAUCUCAAAGCUGACAGAAACGAAACCAGCUGAUGGAGUAUACACUAACAUGCACAUUAUUCAGACACAAGAUGGCGCCAAACAGUCAAAAUCUCAAAGCUGACAGAAACGAAACCAGCUGAUGGAGUAUACACUAACCUGUGCAUUAUUCAGACACAAAAUGGCGCCAAACAGUCAAAAACACAAAGCUGACAGAAACGAAAACAGCUGAUGGAGUAUACACUAACCUGCGCAUUAUUCAGACACAAGAUGGCGCCAAACAAUCAAAAACACAAGGCUGACAGUAAUGAAAACAGCUGAUGGAGUAUACACUAACCUGCACAUUAUUCAGACACAAGAUGGCGCCAAACAGUCAAAAACACAAAGCUGACAGAAACUAAAACAGCUGAUGGAGUAUACACUAACCUGUGCAUUAUUCAGACACAAGAUGGCACCAAACAGCCAAAAUCUCAAAGCUGACAGAAACGAAACCAGCUGAUGUAGUAUACACUAACCUGCAUAUUAUUCAGACACAAGAUGGCGCCAAACUGUCAAAUACAAAGCUGACAGUAACGAUAACAGCUGAUGGAGUAUAUACUAACCUGCGCAUUAUUCAGCUGACAGACAUGAAAACAGCUGAUGGAGUAUACACUAGGACGUUAGUCUUGUUUUUGAAUCUGCCACUAUGCUGACACACAGGCAUCUGUAGCUCCGCCCUCUUCAGAAAAGAGCACAAUCUCAUUUGAAUUUAAAGCAACAGUCACAAAAACACCACAGUUAGGAUCAAAGUGAUCAGAUUCAGAGAGUUAGAAAACAUUAUCUGUGCUAUUUUGAGCUGAAACUUGCUUUACAUCUUGUAAAAGGGGAAUAAUAGGACCAAAGUAUUAUUUGAUAAAGCCGUGUAAUCCAAAUAGAUGAAAAUGUUACAUGCAACUCAAGUAACUCCUAAAUUUGGGCCUAGCUAUGAUUUGAAGUGUGUGUGUGUUUGUGUUCGUAAUAUAGCUCAAUUCUGCAGGACAUCUCAGCAGGACCAGAGCGUCUCAUUUUCUGCUGGUUUUGGUGGAAGAAGCAUUCUCAGGUUUGGAGAUGCUAAAGAACUGGUGCUAUCAAUUAUUAUUUUUAUUAUCAAUUUUUUUUAACCCGGGUGUUAUUUCAGGCAUUUGAAUUGUUCUGCGAUAAGCAAUACAGUAUAUACACUCAUUAUGUGCUUUUAAAAACCACAUCUGAGCGAAAUCCUGUCGUCGCGUAUAGUCACUCUCGUGCUUUUGCUUUGUUUGUGGUGCGUAGGAUCAGCAUUAGUUUCCGCUUUCUCUUAUCUUCCUCUCAUGUGGAGAAAAAUGUGAAUUCAACAAUCUGUGCGAUGACGAUGGGGGGGAAAACUCUACUGAUCAGCGAAUGUUUGUUUCCCUCUGGCGACUGCGGGUUUUCUGAGAGCUGGUGUUCUCUGCUUCAUCUCUACAGAAAGCUGUAAUGAUGUCUUUGGUUUGGGCGAAGCGUUUGGGAAGACGUCUCUUUUUAAGGUGUUACCAUACUUUUACCAGCACAGUAUUGAUGCUCAUGAAUGAAGGUCCAGAUUUCCUUUCGUUUGGAAUCAAUGUAAACGCUCGAGCCUCAUCACAAUCCUUCACUUCAGACACUCACUCAGUGUUCACUUUGGAGAUACUUGGAAAUGUUUUUUAAUCUGAUUUGUUGGAUGAAUUUUUUUUUUUUUUUUUGAGGAAUCACUAGAGCAGGGGUCACCAAUCUUGGUCCUGGAGGGCCGGUGUCCCUCCAGGUUUUAGCUCCAACUUGCCUCAAAACACCUGCCUGGGUGUUUCAAGUAUACCUAGUAAGACCUUGAUUAGCUUGUUCAGGUGUGUUUGAUUAGAGUUGGAGCUAAAAUCUGCAGGACACCGGCCCUCCAGGAACAAGUUUGGUGACCCCUGCACUAGAGAAUACGGUAUCAUUUAAGCUCAAAAGAGUCAAUCGGACCACAUGUUUCUUCAUUGUAUUAUUUUCCACUAUUUCUACAUAGUAUUUGUCACAUUUGACAUUCAGUUUUUCAGGAUUCACUAGUUUAAUAUCUGUUAAACCAGAGAAAAAUAGCAAUUUUAUGCCUAUCAAGACUGCAUUCGUCAGCGCAAAAAUAGACAGUUAAAAACACUAACGCAUUUCUAGUCGAAUAUGAUAAAAUGCUAGUUCAACUCUUCAGAAAUCAUUGUAAUAUGCUGAUUAUUUGUUUAUUUUAGUGCUCUUAAAAGGUUAGUUCACACAAAACUGAAAAUUGUGUCAUCAUUUAUACCUGUUUCUUUCUUCUCUCGAACACUAAGUGACGUUUCAUAAACUAAUUUCGAGAGGAGCACGUGAUAUGAUUGAGCACGUCUGGCCACUCAUCUGUAAUCAGUAAUAAUCCAAUCAGAGUGAUCCUAGUUUACUAUAAACGGAUCAUUUUCUCCCUACUGUUUCUAUCUUCGUUUGGAAGAAUCCCCCCUUCCACCCCAUCUCCUCCUUUUCCUCCCUUUUCUAAAGGGGGAGCUCUUGAGACCUACCUGAUCUCGGAUCUCCUGAUAUGCUUAUCGACCGGGCGGGAGCCCUGGGCUCAAAUAUCUCCGAGCUCAGGGUUCUCUCCCGGGAAAGCUGCUUUAUACGCCAAGCAUAUCUAAGUGGGAACUCUUAAAAGAAGAUAUUUUGAAGAAUGCUGGAAACCUGUAACUAAUGACCUACGUUAUAUUUCUUUAUAUGGAGGUCAAAUAUUUUUCAAAAUACCUUCGUUUGUGUUUAAUAGAAGAAAGAAAGGUUUAUAAUUACUUGAAGGUGAUUAAAUUGUGAGUAAAUGUUUGGAUGAACUAUCCCAGCAGGCACAGGACAUCAGGUGACGAUGUACCCUAAUGUCAGCGCUUUUUGUUUGGAAAUGAAAAUCGCGUUGGCGUAGGAACCCAAUGUCAGGUCAACAUCAAUGUCCAACUUAAAAUCAACCAAAUAUCAACAUCUAAUGAUGUUACAGCUUGGCGUUCCCACUAUGACGUCUAUCAGGUGUUGGAUUUGGUUGCCAUACUUGAUGAAUAAAUGUCAGUAUUUCAGUAUUUAAGAUGUUGGCUCAACGUUGGAUUUUGGUUACUUUCCAACACAGCUUAAAAAUAUCAACAUCAUUUGACGUCAUUAUUGGACGUCAAAAUAAAGUCCUUAGAUUCUGGCUAGACAUUGAAUUUUAGACACCUGAUGCCACGACCUAAAUCUAACCUAAUAUUAUGACGUUGUGUGCCUGCUGGGAUCCCUUUAACUAUUAAUAAUCGUUUCAUUGAUAUUUUUGGAAUUAGAAGCUCCAACAAACAAGAUUCUAAUCUUUUCUAACAUUAUAAAUACAUUUUUUUUUGUCACUUUUAAUGUUAAUGUAUCCUUGCAGAGUUAACGUUUGCCCACCCCAGAUUUCUAAAUGGCUGUUUAGCAAGGUUUACAGAAACUACUACUAUUACUACUAAUAAUAAUAAUGAGUUGUACUCGUUCAUCAAAUAAUUAGAAUGAUUUCUGAAGGAUCAUCUGACACAGAAACCUGAAGUAAUGAUGCUGAAAAUUCGGCUUUAAUCACUUAAAUAAAUGACAGAUAGUGAAUAAGCAGAAGAGCGCAUUUCCAAUUGGUAAUCUUUUUUAUAAUACAAUCUACUGUAUUUCUUGUCAAAUAAAUCCAGUCUUGGUGAGGAAAUUACAUGAUAUUAACACACACACACACAUUUGUACAACACUUCUUCCACUUUUGUUUUAUGUUUUGAACCCAUUCUCACUGAAAUUAAAGCCAUAUAUAUCUGUCUAUCCUAUCUAUCUAUCUGAAAACAUUCCAGUGUCCUGAUCAAACCUCACAUGAUCACCGUUUACUUGUAUCAUUACAGCUGACAGUAUUUUUGCUGAUUUUACAAUGUUUUACCUGCAUUCGACUCUUCAUUUUAUCUGUGUUUUGUGACUUUUCUUAAUGGCCAACCAGGCUCUUCCCCCAAACCAAACUGUGCCCACCUGCCAUGGAAAUGCACUGCCCUGCAAGACUGAACGCGCUCAAACAAGUGGUCAAAAUGAUUCCUAUAUUUUGUAAUGUGUUUUUUUUUUUUUUUGCCAAAGACUGUUUGCACUGCAACAUAUGCCUUUCAACAUUAAAAUGGCCACAUAUGUUUUAUUUCCAAAA